AAGGUCUCUAAACAGAGACUGCUGAGAAAAUUCGAACCCAGAGGAGAGCCGAGAAAACGAAAGAAAAGGGAAGAAAGGGGCAGAAAAAUCAUUUGAUUUGUCUUCUCUGAUUACCGAGAAGUUCUGCGGAAAUCUCUGCUCAUUCGUUGUCCCCUGAAAAUUCCAAGAAAAUGAUCCGGUUCAUCUUGUUGCAGAACAGACAAGGUAAGACUCGUCUUGCCAAGUAUUAUGUUCCUCUCGAGGAUUCCGAGAAACACAAGGUCGAAUACGAGGUUCACAGGUUGGUGGUGAAUCGCGACCCCAAGUUCACGAAUUUUGUUGAGUUUAGAACACACAAGGUAAUAUACCGGCGAUAUGCGGGGUUGUUUUUCUCGCUGUGUGUUGACAUAACGGACAAUGAGUUGGCGUACUUGGAGUGCAUCCAUUUAUUCGUGGAAAUAUUGGACCAUUUCUUCAGCAAUGUCUGUGAGCUAGAUUUGGUUUUUAAUUUCCACAAGGUUUAUUUGAUACUUGAUGAAUUCAUCCUAGCCGGGGAACUUCAAGAAACAAGCAAAAGAGCAAUCAUCGAACGGAUGGCGGAGCUUGAGAAGCUUGAGUGAUCGAAAUUUCCUCACGUCGUCAGUCCUCCAGGGAUUUCCGGCUUCUCCCUCAUCUGUGUAUCGUCGUUUUCUCUUCUCUCUUUUUAACAUGUGUGGGCUGGCUGGUUUGAUGACGAUGAUGAUCAUGACGAGAGACGAGAUGUGUUUUUUUUUUCUUUUUCUUUUUUUGGCGAAAUUUGAUUGCGUAUAUCAUGUUAUGUUCGACUGUUGUUAUGUUCAAAUAUCUUUUUUUUUUAAAAAAAAAUUGAACUCAAGA
Tarenaya hassleriana is the source of this 855-nucleotide messenger RNA. Its product is annotated as AP-2 complex subunit sigma. Gene Ontology annotation, cellular component: AP-2 adaptor complex; intracellular membrane-bounded organelle. The record is from RefSeq and is a predicted model, not a curated record. Gene Ontology annotation, biological process: clathrin-dependent endocytosis; protein transport. The transcript has 6 exons. NCBI's taxonomy places the organism in Eukaryota, Viridiplantae, Streptophyta, Magnoliopsida, Brassicales, Cleomaceae. Gene Ontology annotation, molecular function: clathrin-cargo adaptor activity. The coding region runs from base 171 to 599 and encodes 142 amino acids.